AGUCUGCAGCAAAACAAGGAUUACAGCAGUGAACAGGAGAAGGGGUAUACAACCACACCAGCUUUGCUUAGGAGAACUGACCAGGGCAAACUGGCAGCAACCAAACACAGGAAAUGAUGCUGUUUUGGAGGAUAGCCAUAUUCAGUGCUCUCAUGAGGGUGUACACUUCUUCCCAGAUUUCGUGGGACUUCAGUUUGGGCUCCUUCAUCUAUUCACCUAUUCACAGCAAGUGGGGCAAAACAGAGGACAACACCACACAACUAGAGUUACACAGGCAAAAGCGCCAGGACUUUUCACCAGAAUACUCGAUUGCAGUUGAGAUAAACUUUGUGGAUGCCUCACUCCAGGAGGACCUCAGAAGUUUUCUCAGAAACCUUAGUCUCCCAGUUUCGGUCAAAAUCCCUGAUUCAGAUGUAAGCAUUUCACAUAUUAAUAUUACUACAGUGUGCAACUCAACUGGCACUAAUCAUUCUCAUUGUUUCUGUGAACCUGAUUAUGGAUGGUCUGCCAAGAUCUGCGAAGCAUAUCCUGUCUGCCAUAAUACAACAGCUGCAGUGGGAAAGAGCUGCAACUGUAUUGCGCAGCUUCCUCCUCAAGGGACCUUUUGUCAACUUCAAUCAGAAGAUAUUCCUUCAGUGCUCAUAACAAAAAUGUCUGUCCGACUUAAUCUGCCCUUUGAGAAUGCUCUGUGGGAUCCAUCCUCUGCGUUAUUCAAACAAUAUAAACACGAUCUUGAGAAGGCAUUUACUGCGGGCUAUUCAACCUUACCGGGUUUCAUAAAUGUAACAGUUACAGGAUUCAGGCCUGGAAGCACCAUGGUUGACUAUGAAAUAACCUCAGCAAGGCAGAUCCCACUUGAAAAUGCACAUCCCCAAAUAGCUGCUGCCUUAGGCCACCACUACCAGUUAGCAACGUCCACCUUUGCAACAGAAAUCCUGGGUAAAGUAAACAUCUCCGUUUCCCCUGAACACAUUUUUGAGGGGGAUACAGUAAAAAUAACCUGCACAACAGAAUCCACUGCAAGAACUGUGAAAUGGGGUUAUACUGUUGCCAGGCAUGGCAGGCUCACUGUGACAGAAGAGAUUAAAGGGAAAAGCAAGGUAGUAACCCUGACAAUAACAGACAUCAAGCUGAACGAAGCAGAUAAUUUUAGUUGCAAUUUUAAAGACAACUCAGAGAAGCUGCCCUCAAUAUACAGAGGUGACAUUAAUAUAAUGGUCUCUCAAAUUAAACUUGUACCAUCAGAAAAUGUUUCUAUUGUCUGUAAUGGUGCAGACAGAAAAGAACUGAGCUGCUGCACCGAUAGAGAGAUACAACUUUUCUCUCCUUAUUGGAGACCCAAUGGAGCAAUAAAUAUUUCAGGGAGCACUACUUCUAUGAACAAUUGUACCACCUACCUGCUACAGGCGAGUGAAUCUCAGUGCCCAGCAAACAAGUCUGGGAGCAGCACCUAUUACACAUGCGAGCUGAAUACAACCUAUGGUGCCCGUGCCAAUAAAAGAAUCAGAGUGACAUAUUUUCGCAUGGCAAAAAUAACACUUUCUAGUUUAAAGCACAUUGUUUCUGAGGGAGACACUUUCUUUUUAACAUGCCAGAGUGAUGUGAGCAAUUAUGACAAAGUCAUUUGGAAAAUUCAAAAUGGAAGGACUAUUAAGGAGGUAGCCAGUAUGUGGUAUACCACCACGAAGAACUCCAGAGGUGCCACAUCUGUGCUGACGGUACCCAGUGCAAACCAGGGUUGGACUGGCACCUAUAUAUGUACCUUUUCCCAAAGUUUUUUGAGCAGUUCUGGAAACACAACGAUUAAAGUCAUUCCUUUGCUCCGGGAACAAGAGAUCAUAAGAGAUCCCAUAGAGACAAUCAUUUCUUGUCCAGCAACAAGAAUUCUGGAAUGCUGUACAAGCCGGAUGGAAAAUUACACUGUUCAUUUUUUCUCUUAUGAUCACAAUAUGCCUUUACACUUUAUGGCAGAGAGAAGAAAAAGAUAUAAUCUCAAUUGCUACUAUUACGUACAAAAUUUCACAGAUGUUCACUGCAGUUCCAAAGGACAUGCUCUGCAGGUGCAUUGUAUGUUUAGGAAUCAAAUCAAUCAUAAUGUGACAAGUCGAGCUAUGGUCCUAAAUUUUAUUCCAGCAAAGAAUGUGACAUGCAAUUCCUUGGACAUUGGUGUGGGAGCAGAUGAAGCACAGAUCAUAAAGCCUUGCUUAAAUUUCCCUGGGACCAAUAACUCUGUCAGAGGAAACAUUACCUAUAAAUGUGACCAUACAGAAUGGACUGUUCAUAAAAACAGUUGCCUGGCCGGUCCCAUCAAUAACAUCUUGAUUUCUGCUGAGUCUUUGGCCUCCAGUCCAGAGUCACAGAAGAACUUGCCAACAUUCCUUAAAAAAAUGAAUGAAACCACCAAGGAGGCACAGGAGGAAAUAAACAAUUCUGCUGCAAACUUAAAUGCUGUCCUUGAAACCUUGACUUUAAUAUCAGCCAUACCAGUAGAGGCAAAUGAAGAGAAUAUGGCAAACUUUGGGUCUACUGUAGAAACCAUUAUCGCCAGUCCAACAGAAACUUGGAAGCAUGUAAAGAAUGGGAGCUCUCAAUUACUUGCUUCAGUAGAGCGAUUUUUAGGAUCCCUCCAACCUGUUAACCAGACUGUCCCUUCCAUCAUACAUGACAGCCUUCAAAUCAAAGGAACAGUUCUUGGCAAAAGCAAUAUUUCCAUUUAUAAUAGCAGCUUUGCUUUUCUCCAGUCCGCUGGCCUUAGGGGCAACGUGCUUAUUGAUGAUGCAAAAUUUGAUAUUGAGAAAUCAAUCACUAUAGUCAGUGUGGCUUAUUCAACAAUUGAUCGUAUCAUUCCACAGUACAGAGAGGAAAUAGUAAAUAGUUUAGUGAUGGCAACAGUAAUAAAUCCCCAAAUAAAUGAGGAUUUCCAGAUCAAAAUGACGUUUGCAAAGCAUGAAAAGGCCAUGAAAAAUCCACAAUGUGUCUUUUGGAAUUUCAGUUUGGCAGAAGGAGGAGACUGGGAUAACAGAGGCUGUGAAACUAAGGAUGAUGGGGACAAUGUCAUUUGCUCGUGCAAUCACACAACUUCAUUUGCCAUGCUGAUGUCUCCCCACCUGGAAAACUCAUUGGAUGAACUGACUUACAUCACUUACAUUGGCCUGAGUCUUUCUAUACUGAGCCUGAUGGCUUGCAUUGGAAUAGAACUCUUUGUGUGGAAAUCAGUCACCAAAACCAGAAUUGCCUACAUGCGCCAUGUCUGUAUUCUGAACAUUGCAGUUUCUCUCUUGAUUGCAGACAUCUGCUUCAUUGUUGUUGCUGCAAUGCAUGACCAAAAUUAUGCAGUGGAUGGGAAUCUCUGCGUAGUAGCAACUUUUUUCAUUCACUUCUUCUUCCUUUGUGUCUUCUUUUGGAUGCUCGCUUUGGGACUUAUGCUCUUCUACCACUUGGUCUUUCUUCUCCACAGCGCAAGCAAGACUAUCAUGAAAGCCAUAGGCUUCUGCUUGGGAUACAUCUGCCCUCUAGUCAUAUCAGCCAUCACAAUAGCUAGCACUCUUCCAUAUUCCUCUUACACAAAGAAAAAGCUCUGCUUUCUCAACUGGGAGGAAAGCAAAGCCCUCUUGGCCCUAGUGAUUCCUGCCAUGAUCAUUGUUGCUAUUAAUACUGUUGUUACUGUUGUAGUUAUAGCAAAAAUAUCAAGACGUUCAAUUGGGGAAAAAUCCAUAAAUGAAGAAAAGAGUGCUUUGUAUCGAAUUGCCAAGAGCAUUGGUGUACUGACACCGCUGCUAGGUCUUACUUGGGGAUUUGGACUGGCCACGGUUAUUCCAGGAAGCCCAACUAUAUUCCACAUGUUAUUUACCAUUUUCAAUGCCUUUCAGGGAUUAUUCAUUCUGUUGGGUGGAACUCUCUGGGACAGGAAGGUACGAGAAGCUAUGCUGAAUAAAUAUUCCUUAUCCAGGUGGAGUUCACAACACUCAAAGUCAAUGUCCCAAGGCAUGUCAGCUCCUAUGCUUUCCAUCAAUUCGCCUUUUUCAAGAACUUUAAAUAAUUUGUUUGGUAAAGCAGGAAAAUACCAGGUCUCUUCUACAGAAUCAUCAACUGUAUCUUCUGAAAACACUUCAAAAGCAUAUUCUUUACUGACAUGAGCUCAUAAAUAUCUGCAUAUUUGAAAGAGUUCAAGUAUUUUUCUGGAUCAAGUAAUAACUACAGAAUAAAUAGAGAGUAAUGGAAUGAUGGCUUUGUGGAGUGUGGAAAGGAAGUGGCACAUUCCUUAAUAAAUUAUUUUUUUCAGCAUACCACAUGAUGAACAGAAGAAUAACUGAAAUCUUUUAAGCUAAACAUUCAGUGACAUGGGCUCUAAUGUUGUUUUACAGCACUAUUUAUUUUACAGUAUCUUUCAAUGUAGUCAUGUUUGUCUCAAUCCGGUGAUAAAAAUGGACCAGUGGUGGGAAAGACAUAUCACAGCCAAAGAGCAAAAUAUGCAUCCAAAAAGUUAUGUGUGUUCAUAUAAAUUUUACUUGCUGGAUAGAAGCGUUCGUUUAUUAUUUUCCUGAAAGUGAAGAAAUUGCUAGUGCAAUCCUAUAGAUGUCAGUUCAGAAGUAAAUGUCAUAAUUUUCAGUGGCUCUUUUCAUUCCCUGGUACAUCCUUUUCCAGGGCAAAAUCCAAUACAAACUCACCUGGGAAGAACCCCAUUGAAUUUAGCAAGACUGGCUUCUGAGUUAGAGCAAUGGAAUUGCACUGAUCACCUUGUAAAUAAACUGGAACAUUUGUGCUGUCAGCCUCUACAGAAACAGAAGCACUUUAUUUUUGUAUUAUAGGAACAUUUCCAGUUUUGCUACUUGUUUUACUAGGGGACAAACAAGGGGGAAUUUUGUGUGUAAAUAUAUAUUUAUGAGGAUACUCAAUAAAACUUGCUUGCCCAGAAUUUAUUUUGAAUGUCUUGCUAUUCUUGCAUGGUUAUCUUUAUGGGCUUCUGCAAGAACUUUUCUGGAGAGAGGAAGAGGGGGCAAAGCUGCAACGUGGGAUAUAAUUAUAAUGUAUUUGUGCCCAUUUUUGUUCUGUGCAUGCCUUGUUAGUGUUAUAUUCCAUGAUAAGACAAAUACAAUACAGAAGACUUAGGAAAUAUUGGGCAUUUUUUUCAUGUCCACCUUCUUCAUAAAUCUGACAAUUGACCUACUUUGUCAGAAAAAGGGAUCCAUGUAAUAGGUUUGGUGUCUUUCUCAGUCCCAUUUGGAGUGGCUGGGACUUAAAUCUCAAACUUUUUGCAUGCAGAGCAGAGCCUUUCCAAGGUGAGCUUCAGAACCCCUCACUUCAUCUUGAAGCAUUGGUGAGCCUUCCAUAGAAUCUGUGGCAACUGCUUUUUGCAACAGGGAUGAGGCCAGGAAUUGGAGGUGCACAUGGUAACACUAUGCAAAUUCUCCACAUUACAAAAGAGUGUCCAUCUUUUUAAAUAAUAUCUGUACACUGGUUUGUUAAUGAGUAGAUGGAGAGAAGCAAAUAAAUUCAUUUUUAGAGUAUAAAAAACUAAAAGGGUAAGAGCGUAUUUCAAAAAGCUCCAUUUAGUGACAGCACUUAGUGAAUCUUGUUUGAUCUCAAAAAGUUAAGCUGAGUCAGACCUGGUUAAUACUUGAAUGGGAUGCCACGAGGGCUGUAGGCUAACCUGGAAAGCUGAAAAAAAGAAAAAAUCCCAGAAGGAGAUGAACUCUCAGGGACUUCAUAGAUGGAUGUCUAUGAAGCCCCCAGGAGUUGAGCUUGAUAUGAAGGAGACUUUAUCUAUAUAUUUAAGAAAGAAAAGGAUUUAUGCAACAUGAUUUUUUUUCCUCCAUGCCUUCACUACUUCUAGAUAAUUCAGAUGUUGUAAGAUGAGAUUAAAAAAAAAAAAAGCAUUUACUGUACCACACUUUCUUGGCAGAGAAGACUAUAGCAGGCCCAGUGGCUUCUUACACUGAGAAACGGUCAACUGAUUAUCAUGUAACUCAGCCUCUUGAUUUACAUGGCAAGCCAAUGCGCUUGCUAUUAAUAACACAUCUUCCUGAUCUUUGUUGGUGAGAAUGCUUCACCUCCAAAGCAUAGCAGCCAAGCAAUGAAGUAGAAAGGAUACUGAAAGGAAUAGCUCAGUGGGCCUUCUCUCUAGGACACAGCUGAGCAGUGGAAGUAGCUUUGCACUUCAGUCAGGGAAGUAGGCCCUGGGAAGUUAAAUAAAAUUUAUACCCUACAACCUUGCAUUGGACUGCAGCCUACAAAUGGGGGGUAGGGUGGGAAGGACAUUAUAGGAAUGGUAGUCCAGAUACCAUCAUCCCAUCAAAGAAAAUAUAAAUCAGGUCUAUUGUCACCAUUCAUGAAGUGAUGUAUGAUGACAGUCCUAAAAUGUUUCUCAGAGAAAAGCACCAACCCUCCUGCUACUAUGGAAACCAUUAUGAUGAUUAUUGGAAGAUUUCCAGCAGCUCCACAGCCAGCAAAAGAUUCCAGUGGAUGGAUGCUACCUGGCAUUUCAUGCUGUCUAGAGCAGUGUUUCUCAA
Messenger RNA from Python bivittatus (Burmese python), 6509 nucleotides. It is a transcript of the gene ADGRF5, whose product is annotated as adhesion G protein-coupled receptor F5. The record is from RefSeq and is a predicted model, not a curated record. Gene Ontology annotation, biological process: cell surface receptor signaling pathway; adenylate cyclase-activating G protein-coupled receptor signaling pathway. Lineage: Eukaryota; Metazoa; Chordata; Lepidosauria; Squamata; Pythonidae. Gene Ontology annotation, molecular function: G protein-coupled receptor activity. Gene Ontology annotation, cellular component: membrane.